GUACAGUCAGUGUUCCAAAAUUUAGCUUUGUUCUGAAAUCUCAGCUCGGGGAAGCAAUGCAAUGCCCAUGGAAUGGUUCCACUACGGUGACCAAAGCAGACACGUCAAAAUAUCAAAUUAAAACCGACAACAUCAUCCUCUUCUUAUUAAUUAUUACCCAUCAGAUCUGACACUAUCACCCUCUGCUUCUUCCAUCUCUCAGAUCUCUCUCUGCGUCACCGAAUUCCAUCUUCGCCGGAAAAAAUCUGCGAGCUCUUCAGAUAGAAACCAUCUCGUUUCGAUUUCGCCGUGAUCUGGAAUCUCGCCUGCAUUUCCUCGAAUUCCGGUCUCCGACUUUCAGCACUGCAUGUGAUCUGCAUUUUCGAGAGAGCCAGAGGAAAUGGCGGCCGGUGGUUUCGUCACUCGAGCGUUUGAUUCUAUGUUGAAGGAGUGUUCCAGCAAGAAGUACCAGGACCUCCAGAAAGCUAUUAAGAAUUAUACAGAAAUUGCGAAAGAGGCAAGUCAGAAAAAGCAAGAAGCCCCGAGUGAGGCCAAUCAAGUGGCACCGUCAGCUGAAUCGGCCAGCACAAAUGAAACUGAAGAUGGGGCAGCGACUAGAACAGAAGCAGAUCAGUCACAGAAGGCUAAGGGUGGUAAUAUUACGGUUGUUCUAGCGAAUGCUGGGCAGACACUUGAUGGACCUGAUGCAGAGCUUAUUUUAAAUCCACUUCGUCUUGCAUUUGAGACAAAGAACUUGAAAAUUCUAGAUCCUGCUUUGGAUUGUCUUCAUAAACUUAUUGCUUAUGAUCAUUUGGAAGGAGAUCCUGGGUUAGAUGGCGGUAAAAAUGUCCCACUGUUUACAGACAUUCUAAAUAUGGUGUGCAGUUGUAUUGAUAAUUCAUCACCAGAUAGUACUAUUCUCCAAGUGCUGAAGGUACUCCUUACUGCUGUGGCUUCCACAAAAUUCAGAGUGCAUGGCGAACCCUUGUUGGGAGUUAUCAGAGUAUGCUACAAUAUUGCACUAAAUAGCAAGAGUCCUAUAAACCAAGCAACAUCAAAGGCUAUGCUAACACAGAUGAUCAGCAUCAUCUUUAGGAGAAUGGAAACCAAUCCGGUUGAAACUUCAGGUGGACAUACAGCUACAGAGGCAGCUUCAGCUGAGAAUUCAAACACAAAAUAUGACGAAACAUCUUUGGGAGAGUCAAAUGAAAAAGAAAUGACUUUAGGUGAUGCACUUAGCCAAGCCAAGGAUGCUUUACCAGCAUCUCUUGAGGAACUUCAACAUCUUGCUGGGGGUGCUGAUAUUAAGGGCUUAGAAGCUGUGCUGGACAAGGCCGUGCAUACUGAAGAUGGUAAACAGAUUAUACGUGGGAUUGAUUUGGAGAGCAUGGGUAUAGUACAACGUGAUGCUUUGUUGGUAUUUCGCACUCUUUGCAAGAUGGGUAUGAAGGAAGAUAAUGAUGAAGUUACAACCAAGACAAGGAUAUUAUCUCUUGAGCUUCUGCAGGGUUUGUUGGAGGGAGUUAGCCACUCAUUUACAAAGAAUUUUCAUUUUAUUGAUUCGGUGAAGGCAUAUCUUUCAUAUGCAUUAUUGCGAGCUUCAGUUUCACAAUCCCCUGUCAUAUUUCAGUAUGCAACUGGAAUAUUCUUGGUGCUGUUGUUGCGAUUCAGAGAAAGUCUCAAAGGUGAAAUAGGCAUCUUCUUUCCGCUGAUAGUGCUUAGACCACUGGACAGUUUAGAGUUUCCCAUCAACCAAAAACUUAGUGUUCUUCGGAUGCUAGAAAAAGUAUGUAAGGAUCCACAGAUGCUUGUUGACAUUUUUGUGAAUUAUGACUGUGAUCUUGAUGCACCAAACUUGUUUGAAAGAAUGGUUACAGCUCUAUCAAAAAUAGCUCAGGGUACUCAAAAUACUGAUCCAAAUGCUGUUGCUGUUUCUCAAACAGCUUCAAUUAAAGGUUCAUCGCUUCAGGCUCUUGUUAGUGUUCUUAAAUCAUUGGUUGAGUGGGAGCAAUCACAUAAGGAAUUGAACCUGAAUAACAAUCAGCAAGAAGGGUCUUCAGUGGAAGAUUCUUUUGAAGUUAAAUCCAGGGAAGAUGUAACCAGUAAUUUUGAGAAGGCCAAGGCUCAUAAAUCUACACUGGAGGCUGCCAUUGCUGAGUUCAACAGGAAACCGACAAAAGGGUUGGAAUAUCUAAUAUCAAAUAAGUUAGUGGAAAACAAACCUGCUUCGGUUGCUCAAUUUUUGAAGAACACUCCCAAUCUGGAUAAGGCUGUAAUUGGUGACUAUUUAGGUCAACAUGAAGAGUUUCCCCUUGCUGUCAUGCAUGCUUAUGUAGAUUCGAUGAAGUUUGCUGGAAUGAAAUUUGAUAUUGCAAUCCGGGAGUUUCUUAAAGGGUUCCGACUUCCUGGUGAAGCCCAAAAGAUUGAUCGAAUCAUGGAAAAGUUUGCAGAGAGAUAUUGUGCAGACAAUCCAAGCCUUUUUAAAAAUGCUGAUACAGCAUAUGUUCUUGCUUAUGCUGUUAUCAUGCUAAAUACUGAUGCUCACAACCCAAUGGUUUGGCCUAAGAUGUCCAAGUCAGACUUUGUUCGCAUGAAUGCCAGGGAUGAUGCUGAGGAAUGUGCUCCUAGAGAGCUUCUGGAAGAGAUCUAUGAUUCUAUUGUCAAAGAAGAGAUUAAAAUGAAAGAUGACACGACAUUCAUUGGAAAAAGCAGCAGACAAAAGCCAGAAGGUGAAGAAGGGCGCCUUGUCAGUAUUCUUAAUUUGGCACUGCCCAGAAGAAAGUUAUCAGAAGAUGCCAAGUCUGAAAGUGAGGCCAUCAUUAAGAAAACACAAGCUAUAUUCAGGAAUAAGGAGGUGAAAAGAGGGGUUUUCUACACUGCCCAGCAGAUUGAGCUUGUAAGGCCCAUGGUAGAAGCUGUUGGGUGGCCUUUGCUUGCUACCUUCUCUGUAACAAUGGAGGAAGGUGAGAAUAAGCCUCGUGUUGUUCUGUUGAUGGAAGGCUUCAAAGCUGGCAUACAUAUUACAUAUGUGCUUGGAAUGGACACUAUGCGCUAUGCAUUUUUAACUUCUCUUGUCAGGUUUACUUUCUUGCAUGCUCCCAAGGAAAUGCGUAGUAAAAAUGUUGAAGCGUUGCGUACACUGUUGGUUAUUAGUGACUCAGACAUGAAUUCCCUUCAAGACACAUGGAAUGCUGUUCUGGAAUGUAUUUCUCGCCUUGAAUUUAUAACAAGUACUCCUGCAAUUUCUGCCACUGUCAUGCAUGGGUCAAACCAAAUCUCCAGGGAUGCUGUUGUUCAGUCUCUGAAAGAGUUAGCUGGCAAACCUUCUGAACAAGUUUUCAUGAAUAGUGUUAAACUACCUAGUGAUUCAGUUGUGGAAUUCUUCACUGCUCUCUGUGGUGUGUCAGCAGAAGAGCUGAAACAAUCGCCAGCUCGUGUUUUCAGCUUGCAAAAGCUUGUUGAAAUCAGUUAUUAUAAUAUGGCUCGUAUACGCAUGGUCUGGGCUAGAAUUUGGUCUGUUCUAGCGAAUCACUUUAUAUCUGCAGGGAGUCAUCAUGAUGAGAAAAUUGCUAUGUAUGCCAUAGAUUCUCUAAGGCAACUUGGUAUGAAGUAUUUGGAGCGUGCUGAACUGGCCAAUUUCAGUUUCCAAAAUGAUAUUCUCAAACCUUUUGUUGUUCUUAUGCGGAAUAGUCAAAGUGAAUCCAAAAGGAGGCUAAUUGUUGAUUGCAUUGUUCAGAUGACAAAAUCUAAAGUUGGAAACAUAAAAUCUGGAUGGCGUAGUGUGUUUAUGAUUUUUACAGCUGCUGCAGAUGAUGAAUUGGAAUCGAUUGUUGAGAGUGCAUUUGAGAAUGUUGAGCAGGUCAUCUUAGAACAUUUUGAUCAAGUAGUGGGAGAUUGUUUCAUGGAUUGCGUGAAUUGUCUGAUAAGGUUUGCCAACAAUAAAACUUCACAUCGUAUUAGCUUGAAGGCUAUUGCACUCCUGCGGAUAUGUGAAGACCGUCUAGCAGAGGGUCUUAUUCCUGGAGGUGCCUUAAUGCCUAUUGAUGCCAAUUUGGAUGCAACUAUGGAUGUAACUGAGCAUUAUUGGUUCCCAAUGCUGGCUGGAUUAUCUGAUCUAACAUCAGAUCAGCGACCUGAAGUCAGAAGUUGUGCGCUUGAAGUAUUGUUUGAUUUAUUGAAUGAAAGAGGUAGCAAGUUCUCUACAUCAUUUUGGGAGAGUAUUUUCCAUCGAGUUCUAUUUCCAAUUUUUGAUCAUGUGAGACAUGCUGGAAAAGAGGGCUUUGUUUCUACUGAUGAUGAUUGGUUUCGUGAAACAAGCAUACAUUCACUUCAGCUGCUUUGCAACCUUUUUAAUACAUUCUAUAAGGAGGUUUGUUUUAUGCUGCCGCCACUGCUGAGUUUGCUGUUAGAUUGUGCAAAAAAGACGGAUCAAACAGUGGUCUCAAUAUCUCUUGGUGCUUUGGUACAUCUCAUUGAAGUUGGUGGACAUCAAUUCAGUGACAGUGACUGGAACACAUUACUUAAAAGCAUAAGGGAUGCUUCAUACACAACACAACCGGUAGAACUGCUCAAUGCUUUGGGUUUUGAAAACCUGGGAAAGCAUGGAGGCAUUGUUGGAGAUUCAGGGGAAAAUGUUGGUGACAAUGUUACCAUAAAGCCAAUUGUCAAUGAGGUAGGUGAGCAUCAACUGGAUGGCAGUGAUAAUGGAAGAUUAUCCCCAUUGGCAUCCCCAAAUACAAAUGCCGAUGGAGUUGAAGAUUCGGCAUCUCACACAAAUGUAGAGCAGUCUGAAGGGCUUCCAUCUCCAUCAGGAAGAACUCCAAGAGCUGCGGAUGGAGGCCUCCAUAGGAGUCAAACAUUAGGUCAACGUAUCAUGGGAAAUAUGAUGGACAAUCUGUUCCUUAGGAAUCUUACUUCAAAAUCUAAAAGCGGCGUGCCAGAUGCUUCUCAGCCAACUUCUCCGGUUAGGGUUGCUGAUAUCAUAGAGCCUGAUACCAAGAAUGAGGAGAGUCCUUUGCUAGCAACUGUCAGGGGAAAGUGCAUUACACAAUUGUUGCUUCUUGGUGCAAUGGAUGGCAUUCAGAAGAAAUAUUGGACCAAGUUAAAAGCAGAACAGAAGAUUGCUGUAUUGGACAUUUUGUUGUCCUUGUUGGAGUUUGCUGCUUCAUAUAAUUCAUCCACCAGCCUUAGGACUCGCAUGCACCAAAUUCCUGAUGAAAGGCCACCAAUGAAUCUUCUUCGCCAGGAAUUAGCUGGUACUGGCAUAUAUCUAAACAUCUUACAGAAAUCGACAUAUGGAUUUGAAACAAACUCAGAAAAAGGUCUACAGGCUGAUGGAUUUCAAGAUGCUGGUUCUGAUGCAGAAGAGAAGUUUGAACGGAUAGCUGAGGAGAAACUGGUCUCUUUCUGUGAACAGGUUCUCAGGGAGGCUUCUGAUCUCCAGUCUAGUUCUGGAGAAACUGCUAACAUAGAUAUUCAUCGAGUCUUGGAACUUCGUGCUCCUGUCAUUGUUAAGGUGCUUAAAAGCAUGUGCUUGAUGAACAAUAAAAUUUUUAGAAGACACCUGAGAGAAAUCUAUCCUUUGCUAACGAAGCUUGUUUGCUGUGACCAGAUGGAUGUUCGAGGAGCUCUUGGUGAUCUAUUUCAAGCACAGCUGAAACCUCUUUUACCAUAGCUAUCUUAUAUAAUCUCUCUAACAGUUUUGUAGAAAGGCAAUAGAAAACAUCAUAUUGGUUUCGUCCGAUGUCCCAAUAUUCAUUUUCAUCUCUCCAUAUUCGUCCGUGCUGUUUUUGGACAAUGGCUAAACUCUGAUCGGGGUUGUUUACGAUCAGUAUUUUGUUGUAUGAUAAUAGUUCUGUACCAUGUGAAACCCCUAAAUCUUUUCAUUAGAAAAUUAAAUAGUUGCUAUUCA
This is a messenger RNA of Arachis stenosperma, 5890 nucleotides long. RefSeq names its product brefeldin A-inhibited guanine nucleotide-exchange protein 5. The transcript has 33 exons. Gene Ontology annotation, biological process: regulation of ARF protein signal transduction. Bases 380 to 5653 code for a protein of 1757 amino acids. Gene Ontology annotation, cellular component: trans-Golgi network. Lineage: Eukaryota; Viridiplantae; Streptophyta; Magnoliopsida; Fabales; Fabaceae. The record is from RefSeq and is a predicted model, not a curated record. Gene Ontology annotation, molecular function: guanyl-nucleotide exchange factor activity.